UCUGGCAAAUCCCGCGGGCCCAAGUCUCAGGGCAGUUCUCACGAGAACUCGAACGAGACUUGAGAGCGCGGAGAGACCGGUCCAGCGAGGAGGAGACGGAGCAAUGUUGUUCUACUCAUUCUUCAAGUCCCUGGUGGGCAAAGACGUGGUGGUGGAGCUCAAGAAUGACCUCAGUAUCUGUGGGACGCUACACUCCGUAGACCAGUACCUUAACAUCAAGCUGACCGACAUCAGUGUCACUGACCCCGAGAAGUACCCACACAUGCUCUCGGUGAAGAACUGCUUUAUCCGGGGUUCCGUCGUCCGCUACGUGCAGCUCCCGGCAGACGAGGUGGACACGCAGCUCCUGCAGGACGCCGCGCGAAAGGAGGCCACACAGCAGAAGCAGUAGACACGGAGACGUGGAGACACGGAGACACGGGGACACGGGGACAUGGGGACAGAGAUAUGGGGGCGAUGAGAUGCAGGGGACAGAUACAGUGACGUGGGAACGAAGAGAGAUGAGGACGUGGGGACGAUGAGACACGGGGACAAUGGUAUGCGAGGACAAAGAUAUGGAGAUGCAGGGACACGGACAUGAUGAGACAUGGCCAAAACAAAGAUGUGGGGACCCAGGGAAUUAUGGGACACAGGGAUGAUGAGACAUGGGAACACAGGCAUGUGGGGGCAGGGAGAUGCAGAAAUAUGAGGACAUAGAAACAAAGAGAUAGGGGUAAGCGGGGAGACACGAGGAGACGGAUACACGGACACAUCUGGGCACAGUGCAGGGAGCACGGUGCCAGGUUGCGUGCGAGAGAUUUGUGGGCAGGGGGUGGAGCGCCCUGAGGCAUCCAGUUGUUGAGAUGAGGUUGUGAGGGUCCAGAAGAUCAGAGUCUCGAUUGAGACCGAGCUGCAGGAGACCACCUUCAAGACCAAUGUCUUCAGACUUGGUUCCUAGGCACAGUUUGUGGGCCGGGGCUGGGCCAUGCUGAGAUAAUGGCCGUACUCAGGUGGCGGCCUUAGGACGGGGUGGUGACCUUUGCCUAGUUGUGGGAAGCUACAGACUGACAACAGUCACAACAACACCGAACACCGACACGACGCUUGCAGAGUGAGUAGGUAGUGAGUGACUGGAACCGGAGUGAUUGGAACCAGAGUGACUGGAACCGUAGUCUCGACACAGCAGGGAGAGGCGAGUAAAGUUGGCCUCCCUGUGUCUUCUCAACGUCUCUUCUCCCCAUGUCUCGCUGUGUCUUCUCCCUGUGUCUCGUUCCUGUGCCUCUCUGUGUCUCCCUCCCCGUUUCUCCUCCCCAUGUCUCCUCUGUGGCUCCUCCCCGUGAAUUGUAAGUGAAUGUUCGUACGGAGUCGGUUUUUGUUUCGUUUGGUGCGGGUGUCAUUUGUUUUGUUUUUUUAUAAAUAAACGUGUACAGCACUGCUGC
Messenger RNA from Petromyzon marinus (sea lamprey), 1418 nucleotides. It is a transcript of the gene LSM2, whose product is annotated as LSM2 homolog, U6 small nuclear RNA and mRNA degradation associated. Gene Ontology annotation, biological process: mRNA splicing, via spliceosome. Gene Ontology annotation, molecular function: RNA binding. Lineage: Eukaryota; Metazoa; Chordata; Hyperoartia; Petromyzontiformes; Petromyzontidae. The record is from RefSeq and is a predicted model, not a curated record. Gene Ontology annotation, cellular component: U6 snRNP; catalytic step 2 spliceosome; U4/U6 x U5 tri-snRNP complex.